GGGGCACCAUUAGUGUCAGUGGGAGGAGUAGUGCCUCAUCAUUGGUAUCAGUGGGAGGAAUCAUGCCCCAUCAUUGGUGUCAGUGGGAGGAAUAGCACCCCAUCAUUGGAAUACCAUACUGAAAUACCAUACCAUAUUGAAAUCAAAUCUGAUGUUUUUUCAUUUUUAUUUGUGCAGGAGCAGCAGGUAAGUGUGCCGUGUAGAGGUGCUGCUGCAACCACAUAUGCUGGCUGCAGCAGCACCAUACUAGAACAGGGUCAGCAAGUGUCAUUUGUGUCAGUGGGAGGAAUAGUGCCCCAUCACUGAUACCAAUGAUGGAGCACUAUUCCUCUCACUGACACCAAUGAUGGGGCACUA
Molecule: messenger RNA, 357 nt
Organism: Staurois parvus
Lineage: Eukaryota; Metazoa; Chordata; Amphibia; Anura; Ranidae
Source: the annotation of a GenBank genome assembly